Ixodes scapularis (black-legged tick) is the source of this 900-nucleotide messenger RNA. RefSeq names its product wiskott-Aldrich syndrome protein family member 2-like. The record is from RefSeq and is a predicted model, not a curated record. The transcript has 10 exons. NCBI's taxonomy places the organism in Eukaryota, Metazoa, Arthropoda, Arachnida, Ixodida, Ixodidae. The coding region runs from base 1 to 900 and encodes 299 amino acids.
AUGAGUCCACUGUGCUGGGGUUUGUGCCUAUGGCUAUGGUUGAUGUGCACUGGCGUGGAAUGCGUGCCGAAAAUUAAUCUAAGCUCAAGAGACCAAGACGACGCCAUAGCAGAUGUAGCUACAGUUACGAUGAAUUAUAUCGUUGAUGAUAACCUCAUUACUGAUGAUAAGAAGCAAGUGGAAGCCUGGUUAUCAUACGUCACGCAGAAGGCAAUGGUUGAUUUCCAAAAUGUUUUUCAAUUCACUCUUAAUCUCAGCUACACAAUCACAUACCUCGCGGACCGGAGUGACCUAAAUUCAAGGUUAGAACAAGUUGGAGGAUCCUAUCCUUGGCCGGAAGAAGCGAUUUCAACACUUACUGACUAUUUUAAGGGCAGGCCCCAUUCGGAUAUUAUUUGCCUCGUAACAAAGAAAAACAUUGACGACUGGUCUACUGUGAGACAUGGGUAUGGUUACUACGCCCAGGACACUCUCUGUGAAAACGGCUUACCAAUAUUGCUAGCGUACGCUACCGGCCAGGAAGGAUACUCAUCCCACAUGCUGCUCAGUAUUAUAAUAAACAGCAUAACCCCAGGUUUAGGAGAACAUGUGCUUAACAUCCCAUCAGAUAAACUUGAAGCCGUGAAGGACUACUUAAGAAAGUGCAAGAAUGGACGCGAAGACGGGUCAACACCCAUAUCUCCAAGUGAACCAGUUUCUCCACCACAACCACCCGCACCCCCGAAUGAGCCUGCACAGCCAGCGCCGCCAGAAGGACCUCCCACUGCUUCUCCCGAAGAUCCAGAAGCACCACCACAACCCCCACCUGGACCUCCGUCCCCACCCGGACCUGCGCCUCCACCAGAAGCUCCGGUGACAACUACAACAACUACCAAGGCCCCGAUUCCCGAUUACUGCUAA